Messenger RNA from Cololabis saira (Pacific saury), 2684 nucleotides. RefSeq names its product glypican 6a (gene gpc6a). The transcript is spliced from 10 exons. The record is from RefSeq and is a predicted model, not a curated record. Bases 14 to 1726 code for a protein of 570 amino acids. Gene Ontology annotation, biological process: regulation of signal transduction; cell migration; regulation of protein localization to membrane. Gene Ontology annotation, cellular component: extracellular region; cell surface; plasma membrane. Lineage: Eukaryota; Metazoa; Chordata; Actinopteri; Beloniformes; Belonidae.
AAGGAUUUCACUGAUGUAUGCGAUGUGGAGACUGCAGGUCGCCUUGUGUACUGUGUCGGUGCUUUCCCUGUCCUCCGCUGGUGAAGCCAAAGCGCGGAGCUGUAGCGAGGUUAGGCAGGCUUAUAACGCGAAGGGAUUCAGCCUCCUCAAUGUUCCCCAUCAGGAAAUAUCAGGUGAGCACCUCCGUGUCUGUCCUCAGGGAUAUACCUGCUGCACAUCUGAGAUGGAGGACAAACUCAGCCAGCAGAGCAAACUGGAGUUUGAGAAUUUGGUCGAAGAGAGCAGCCGUAAUAUAAGAACGACUUUUAUCACCAGGCAUAAAAAAUUUGAUGAGUUUUUCUUGGAGCUUCUGGACAACUCUGAGAAAUCGCUCAACAGCAUGUUCACAAGGACGUACGGGAAGCUGUACAUGCAGAACUCUGAGGUGUUCCAGGACCUGUUCACUGAGCUAAAGCGCUACUACACAGGAGGCAAUGUCAACCUGGAGGAGAUGUUGAAUGACUUCUGGUCCAGGCUGCUGGAGCGCAUGUUCCAGUUGCUUAACUCCCAGUACCACUUCACAGACGACUACCUGGAGUGCGUCAGUAAAUACACAGAUCAGCUAAAGCCCUUUGGAGACGUGCCCCGGAAGCUGAAGGCACAGGUCACCAGGGCCUUCAUUGCCGCACGAACGUUUGUGCAAGGACUAAUGGUUGGCCGGGAGGUGGCCAACAGGGUUGCAAAGGUGAAUGUAGUUCCAGCAUGUGUCAGAGCCUUGACCAGGAUGCUGUACUGUCCGUACUGCAGCGGCAUGCCUGGGCUGAAACCCUGUCACAACUACUGUCACAACGUUAUGAGGGGCUGUCUUGCAAACCAGGCAGACCUUGAUUCUGAAUGGAACCUUUUCACUGAUGCCAUGUUGCUGGUAGCUGACAGACUGCAGGGGCCCUUCAACAUUGAGGCUGUUAUCGAGCCAAUUGACAUCAAGAUCUCUGAGGCCAUCAUGACCAUGCAGGACAACAGCAUGCAAGUAUCAGCAAAGGUUUUUCAAGAGUGUGGCCAACCAAAGCCGUCAGGAAUAGGCAGGUCUGCACGGGGAAUCUCUGAUGUGUUCAGUGCUCGCUUCAGACCGUACACGCCCGAACAGAGACCAACCACGGCAGCUGGAACAAGCCUCGAUAGACUGAGGAUUGUCUGGAGGACAAUGCAACACAGUGUGACUGACAUCAAAGAGCGAUUAAAGGAGUCCAAAAGGUUCUGGUCCAAAUUGCCAGAUGAAAUCUGUUCUGAAGAAAAGCUCACAGAGUCUGAUGAGGAGCAGUGCUGGAACAGCCACACGAAGGGCAGAUAUUUCCCUGAAGUGGUGAAAGAGGGUUUAACCAACCAGGUAAACAACCCAGAGGUUGACGUGGACAUCACCAGACCUGACUCCCUCAUUCGGCAACAGAUCAUGGCUCUGCGCGUCAUGACCAACAAGCUGAAGAAUGCCUACAAUGGAAAUGACAUCUACUUCCAGGACUCCAGUGACGAGGGCAGCAGCUCUGGCAGCGGCAGCGGCUGCUCUGACGGCUGCACCACAGAGUUAAUUUUUGUUGGAACAGAAGCUCCUGUGAUUGGAGCCGACAGAAGCGAUGAACGCGCUGCUGCUGCAGCUGCAGGCAAGUCACUUUCCCGCGGACCCUCCCUACUGCUGGUGAUGGCUGCCCUCACAAUCCCACUUUGGGCAAUGCAGACUCAGUUAAGAUAAUACAGUGUGGCCUCAUCUCAGACUUUGACACUGUUGCAUAACAGUAUGCUUUACGGCAAGUUAUACUGCUGUUCCCUCACCGGACAUGUACAACCUCCUGGAAACAUGUCAAGAGUGGCUGGCUGUGUGGUAUGGUAGUCUUGGAAGUGAGUGCAGAGCUGCAUCCUGCUUGUCCCCCAAAGAAUGCUCGGUGCCAUCAAUGAACCAGCUUUCAUGUCUCUGAAAAAAAAUGGAAGAAAAAAUGUUUUCUCAUCAUUUUAAAUCAAGCUUUGAAAACAAUGCUUCUCUUUUAGAACGUUAAGUUGGGUCAGUCGCUGAUUUCUCAGACAAAGAGAAACCUUUUUGUUCUUUGUUUGAUAAAGGCAAAAACGAGAUUGCAUAUUUGACCCUAUUAGUUUUCUCCCCUCAGACAAAAAGAAUGUUUUACUGUGUGUAUGCAUGGAUAUGAUGUGAACAGAAAAAGCUUCUUUUUUUUUUAUUCCACUUUAUUUUAUUUUACCUCUCAGUGUAGCUACACCGUUUUGGAAUGAUUGAGCAGUUCCCUUGUUUCCUGUUUGGUCAUUUCAGUGUGGCUUUUGGAAGCAGCAGGUCUUACAUCCGCUUUAUUGUUGCACAUUUGAUUAUUAUUAAGUGCUAAUGUACUGCACUAAGAGAACUAUUUUGCACAGGUUACUUUUCGUUAGCUUCACGUGUUUAUAAAGCUAAAGGAACCAUCCACCACAUAGAGAAAUAAAAUAUCUAUAUAUAUUUUCAGAUCAUCUAACUGAUCGUACUGUACAUGUACUUAUAAGCAUAACAGUAUGUAGUUCAUUGGAAGGUACUAUAAUGUAAUCUUGCUGGUUUAGUUAAAAGCUGCAUUUUUUUUACUAAAGGUAAUAUUUACUUUUUAUUUGAUCACCUGUUUAAAAAAUAUUAAGCCAUUGUAUUACAAAUCCCUGUUAAUAAUGUUUAGUUACCC